Molecule: messenger RNA, 8938 nt
Organism: Saccostrea cuccullata (small rock oyster)
Lineage: Eukaryota; Metazoa; Mollusca; Bivalvia; Ostreida; Ostreidae
Product: cilia- and flagella-associated protein 46-like
Exons: 71
Coding region: 109-8721 (2870 amino acids)
Biological process (GO): cilium movement involved in cell motility; axoneme assembly
Source: RefSeq, a predicted model, not a curated record
GGAAUUAGUGUAAUAAACAACAUGGCGGGAGUCGGUGCUCGACGGUUUCUUGAAAACUAAAAGAACUUGAUUUCUCGUUUAAAUUUGAAAGGAAGAUUAGUAGGAAAGAUGGAUACAAGUAUUAGAACAUUGCUUACUAAAGCACAGGCAGUUAUAGGACAGGAAAACAAUCAGCAUUUACAACAGGCCUACCAGUUACUGAGAAAUGUUGCUGAAAGCAAACCAGCCGUUGACACACCGGAAUCUUUUGGUUCAGAUUUAUAUGUCAUAUGUGCAGAGACUGCAUUCCAGAAUGGAAUGCCAGAUAUGGCCAGAGAAUGUCUUAAAAUGUACUUUAUGAAGCCUCCACCAGCCAACCAGUUCUUCUGUAGAGCUUACCUAUGCCAGGCUCAGCUCCUAGCUCCCAAAGAGGCCAACAAUCCAGAACAACUGGAAAAGGCAGUAGUGUACCUUGUAAAAGCAAUAUCAUUUGCCAAGAAGAACCCAAGAUAUCAUUUCCUAGUAUACAAUGCUUCUGUGAUAUACUGGCAAUUUUGCCGACCUUUUCUGAAGCCUAACUAUCGUCAGUAUCUAGCUCGCAGUUUGCACCAAGUUGUCAAGGCACUGGAUGAUAUUGAUGACAAAGACUUUGAAUGGCGGGCACAGCUGAUGAUUGCCCUGAUGGAGUGUCAUUUAGAUGCUGGGAGAAAAACUGAUGCCUCUAGUGUGGCAGGAGCUGCUGCUACAUUUAUUAAACAGAAUGUACCUCACCUCUAUAAACAAGUGUUUGGUCUGAUUGUAAGAAACCAACUGUUGGAUUCAUCAAAACUUCAUAAAGAUGUCAAGAACUCUCCUGAAUUGUCCGUCUAUUACAAAAUUCUUAAACUCAAAGUAUCUUGUGACUUGAAUGAGCCUCGUGAGUACUACAGUGAGAUUCAGUCCAUUUUGAAUCAGAUGGGCGUCGCUCAUACCAGUAUAGUUCAGGUGGAAACGCCCACUGGCAAAGGGUCAAAGUCCAAAUCUAUCAGGACUCACUCCCCUGCAGGUCCCACCAAAAUGGAAGAAUUAGAGAAAGACAGUUCAGAAUUAAGUCAACAAACUUUAAGUGAUCGAGAAAAUUCAGAAGAGUCUGAUGUAAAAAGCCCCACCAAAGGAGCUGGGCGGAGAACCCCCACCCCCACCACAACCAAGAGACUGGCCACUGAUAGUGCAGAUAAACCAUACCUUCUUGUGGAGUUGGCCAGGUUUUGUGUUGAGUUAGACUUCCCAGACUUGGCACAAAACUGUGUAGAUCAUAUGAAAACCUGUGUUGUUAAGGACCCCAGCUUUUACCUUGAGUUGGAGUUUCUUCAGUGUGAGCUGAUGGUGAGAAGUCUAGGAGACAAACAAGAGACCUUCAAUAAAUCUGUGGUGGAUCUGAGAAUACAAGCCAUUAAGAGAUGUGAGGAGACAAUAAUGAAUGCCAUCAGACAGGGGGACCCCAAUGUGAUACAGGCCGGUUGUGUGACCCAGUGGAACCUUAUCCUCCCCCUCCUACAGCCAAACCUCCGUAAACAUGUCAGGAAACCCCUCACCCUGCUGGCAGAGGCCCUGGAGGAUAUACAGAGCUUGUUAAUCAGCCUGAGGUGUCAAAUUCACACGGAACUCUCCAAAUGUGAGGAAGACCAGGAGCAGAUUCAGGUUGCCAUGGAGCACCUCAGAAAGGCCCUUUCUCUGGAUGAUGGUGGCCUCUAUAAAGAGAGACUGGAAGUUGCUCUGCACAGGCUAGAUCUCCGAUCCCAACUUUACAAGCAGCCAGAAAGAGCAGAAGACAUUGCAGCCAUGAUCAUUGAACAAGCCAGGAAAGCAGACUCAGGAACAAUGAGAAUGAAGAGGUCCCUGUUGGUGAAGGUGGGGGAGGCCUUGGCCCCUGAUGCCUUCCAGUUAGUGUUGGACAGUGAGAGCGACACAAAAGAAAAAAGCUCAACUGAAAACAAAAAAGAUGUCACAGGAGGUAAAGCCCCUCAAACAGCAAUCCAGAAACUGGCAAACAAGGCUCGACAGUUCAACAAGUGUGUAAGAAAAGCAGAGGGGCAUCUAAAGAGACUCGGGGACGAAAACGACAGGGAAAGAGCGAGACUUUGGGGAGACUUGGCAAAGACAGCACGUAAACAGGAAGUCUGGGAUGUUUGUCGAGUCGCUGCUCGAUUCUGUCUCCUAUAUGAUGAUGAACGAUGGAAAAAUGUCCCACCCCCUAAAAUGGAAAGCCCAAAACCUUCAGAGAAGGCCAAGACUCCGGCGCCACCUGUUGAGCAGUCUACCACUACAGCUGGGGGUGAAGUGGCUCCCUCUACUGUUGACAUGUCAGACAGGAAGAGCCGCAUGAUGACCCAGCAGUCCAUGGGAGGCAGUCGACCCACAAGUCCAGAGCGGACCGUACCACUGUAUGACAAAGAUCUCAUCAGAAUGCUGGCAGAGGUCGCCUUCAUUCAGGGGGAGGUAAGCAGCAUCACAGUUGAUUGGAUAAAGUCUCUGUCAGCUGAUGCCACUCAGAGUUUCCUGAGGGGUCUGGAGUUGGGGGUGGAGCUAGAGGAACCCUGGCUUGUGUGCAGUGCUGCAGCUUAUAUCUGGAACUAUAACAAUCAUGUUCUGACACAGAGGAGGCACAGAGAGGUCAUGGACACUUUGACAAAGGUCGUAGAGGGCAUUAAAAAAGUAGGACAUGAUGGAGAAACCAUGAUGUUGGUGAACAUUUGCGGAGCUCUGGCCUUCGCUUUGAUGUGCCCCUGGAUACCAGAUGAACCAGUCAAAGAAAUGCAAGAACCCUCCUCUCCCUCCCCCACAGCUGCCCCAUCCCCAGGGGGAGGCAAAAAGGGGGGUAAAGGAGGACCCCCUGCUGCUGCCUCCCCAGCCAAGGGAAAAGCUCCCCUUCCCAGCAACCAGGUCACCAUCAGCCCUGACGCCAUGCCUGAUCUCAAAAAAGCCAUCGAAGUAUGUGACUAUGCUAUAGAAGUAACCAAUGGCAGUAAGGAGGCUAAUGUUGUUCCUAUUGGGGUGAGACAACCAUUGCUACAGACCUGGGUCCUGGCUAAACAGAUGGCUCAACAGCAGAUCCCCAAGACACUGGGAGCUGAUGACGAGCCCUACUCUGAGGGUCAGAGACAGAUGACCAGGGCUAUUGUAGCAGUAGAGCUGGUACAUGUGUCCAGGAAUGGAAUCAUGGAAUUCAAAGAGGCACCAAAUUGCAAUGAGAUUGCUAACAUGAUAGAGGACUGUAAGUGGUCUGAUAAGUUUGUGGAGCUCCAGCUGUGGACCCGCCUGGCCUCCCUGUCCUACCAGGCCAAGAACCACCAGCUGGUGGUGCGGUGCAGCAAGAAGGCCCUCAGGUUCGCUACUGUUGGCACUCAACCAAAGAACAGGAAAAUGGACGCUCACCGCUAUGCGGUGGAGCAGGAGAUGUUGUCCUACGCCAGUGGUGUGCUGGGUCAGAGCCUGAUAGACAACAUGUCUGGUAAGAACGCCAUCAGACGCGAGGCUCUGGAGGCAUUCCUCAACAGCGCAAGAUUUGCAAGAAAUGCAGAAAAUUACGAUCUAGUGAUGACAGCUGUCCGUCACUACUGGAAUGCCUGCCUCCCUCUUGUCAGUCAACCAAUAGAAAGAGAACUUCUCAGAGAGCCAAUUAAAGUCAUGCUCCAGUGUAUAACAGCCACAGCAGAAAAAGUCAAGAAGACUGAGGAGAAGACAGAGGAGGAUGAGGAGGAGGGAGGUGAAGAUGAUCAGGGUGUGGAGACAGCCCCAGAGAAACCAAAGAGUUCCACCAUCGGCAGUCCCGAGGAUGACCUGACUCUGAGGGCCUCCAUGUAUGGAGUUCUGUUUCAGUCUUAUGCUGACAAGCAACAAUGGGAAGAGGGUCUUCAAGCUAUGGACCAGGCCAUUAAUGACAUGCCACGAACCAAGCACAGACUAUUGAUAUUUAAGCACAGGGUUAUGACCAAAGCAAAACUAGGACGAAGAGUUAAUAUGGAUAUUCAGAAAUUCAAGCUUUAUGGAAGAAGAGAUGAGAGUGAGGACUAUGUAGCUCACAUGUGGAGAAGAGUCGCCCUGAGCUCAAAAGAAACACUGGAACAGCUGAUCUCCUAUCAGGCAGCUAUUGAGGCCCUGAAUAGUCCAAGCAACGAGUGGCUUAAGGUGGACUACCUACUGGAGUUUGGACAGUGGCUGUACUCCAAUGAGUUCCCCCUCCAGGAUGCUGUUGACCAGCUGGAGUGGGCAGUGGACAUCAUGUUAAACAUGAAGACUGAGACCGACCUCAAAAAGGAGGCAGAAGCAGCAAAAAAAGGCUCGGCUGCUGGGAAACGUGGCAAAGGAGCCGCAAAAGGAAAAGCCGACAAGAAGAGGCCAGGAAAGGGGUCCGCCAAGGCUAAGCCACCCCAGAUGCAGACCCUGAGUAAAACCCCCAUCCCCGGGGACAAAGCGUCUGACGCUGCCUCUGACAGUAAGAGUGUGACCAGUGAAGCUGACAGUGACCUGAUGGCUGAAGGCAUCAUCCCAGUGGCUAAACAGGCCAUCAUCGGUGUGUUGCCUAACAACCCUGGCCUGACCAUUAAUGACUUGGAUGACGUCAGACAGAUUGAUGGACUAUUUAGGGCCCACGUCCUGCUGGCAGAAUUAGCUGGACGCUCAUCUCAAGACUACAAGGAUUAUCUCCUCAUGGCCCAUGCCUAUCUUGUUAGACUUUGGCAGAUCACAGUUCCAAUAUCUGGCCCAGUAAUGAAGGAAAUUGCCAAGAAUCCCCCCGCAGCAGCUGAUGAUAAAAAUGCUGCCUCAGCCAAGGGAAAAGGCAAGGGAGGGAAGGACGACAAGAAGGAGCCCGUCAAGGAAAAGCCCAAGAGGAAGGGCCCACUCGACAUACUGCCCACCACCGUGGAGGAAUGGGCACAGUAUGACAUCCCUGAUGAGAUUAUUGAAGCAUUCCAUCAUGAUAUGAUGAAAGUGACAGGAGUUAACUCCCAUACCAUUCAGAAGCCGAUGCUGACUCUGUACUACCUGGACACUCUGGUGAACUGUUUGAGGGACAUUGGCUACAACCACCUGACAUUACCAAUCCUGGCCUUUGAAGAUCUGAUGUCCAGAGAUUUACUGAAGAGUGAACCCCUCCAUGUCCUAGUUCAUGCCAAGGCUGCUGAAGUGUGUUUGGAGCUGAAUUUGAAGAAUGGGUACAACUUCCAUGAGAAAACAGCGGGCCCUGUUGUAUUGAAUGAGGAGCAUCAGGCACUGUCUAGAGAUGAAAUAGCCCUGUGGAAGGAGAAACAGAUGCAGGUGGAGAGAGAGGAAGCCAGAGUAAAGGAGUCAUUGGCCAAACUGGCAGAGGAGAGCAGGGGGAGUCAGCUGACCAAGAGGACAACCAACAAAGGAGGGACAUCCCUCCCAGACAACAAGGAGGAAACAAUAGAGUCCCAUCUUGGUAAAACUUUGGGUAAUGUUACAUACAGAGAUGUGUGGACAGACACCGCUGAGCUGCUUAUCAGACAGUGUCACUACCAGAGUGCUAGGGAAUUCCUGAAUGAGGCCAACAAUGCAGCCCUGGCCUUUGAAGACAAUGUUUUACGAGGCAGAAUCCUGUAUCUGUUGGGUCAGUUAUCAUUAGAGGAAGCCCAGUACAAACAGGCCUUUAAUUUAGCUCUGGAAGCGCAGAGAGAAUUUAAUGGUGAUGAGAUGUUCUGGUACAAGACAAGCAUGCUGAUGGUGGAGGCCACUUUGAAAGAUUAUGAGAAUCGUAAAGCACAGAGAAUUGCCCGAGGAAUACUUGUCCACAGUAUCAAUGAGUUCCAGAGGAUUGCUGACGAGAGACCAAACAGAACAAGUGUCAACACCUACAUCCUGGCCAUGAUGGAGGCCAAACUGGCCAGUGUCCAGACUCAGGUGAUACUCAGUGGAGACAAGGACAUCAAUGACCCGAAAGUCAUGAAGAAAAUGCUGGCCGCUUGUGAGAAAUUUGAGUCUUCCUCGGAGAAACUGAUAAAGUUAGGCUACAAGAGGGAAGCUUUCCCUGUGAUGAAGGAACAUGCUAUGGUGCUGUGUAACAUGGCUAGACACUCAAUAGAGAAGGAGAUCAUACACACAUACUAUCUACAGUCCAUGAUGGUGCUGAAGGAGGGGGUAAAUCUGGCCGAGGAGACCUUCAGAGACACACUCACCCUCACAUCACUGCAAGAGGUGCGUAAUGUAAGCCUGCCCACUCAGAGAGAGCUAGCAGACAUGUACAUCGUGUGUGGAGAGAUCAUGCUGGAGUUGUUCAGAGUUCAUGCCAAGGAAACUCGAUCUCAGCAACUGGAAGAUCUCAGGAAAGGAUCAGUGGUCAAGAUGGUGGAGGACUUUAUCAGUACAACCCCACAGUUUUAUUCUCACAUGGAAAAAGAAUGGCUAGAAGCCACAAAGGUGAUUGCUGAGGAUGCCCUGCUGAAGUUUGUUUCUGCCCACAACAUGUCUGGACAUAUUCUCAAACUGAGGGCCAGGGCUUUGUGUGGAGUAGGGAAAACUCUACAUGCCUUUGCCCUGUUUGCUAGUCCUGAUCCUCCAACUCAGUGGGUGGUACAUGAAAUGGAGCUGAGCAGGAUAGAGCACCCAGAGGACCAGGCCUCAGAACGCAGUGAGGACCCAGAGUCUAACCAGUUCCUCCGCUACACCAAACAGAUCAAGAAAAUCAAGAAACAUGAUGACAUAUGCCACCACUAUCUGGCCCAGGCUUCUGAAUGUCUUGUACAAGGGCUUAAUGUGGCUCUACAGAACCACUUCUCUGACAUUGCUGGCAGUAUCUCUCUAGAGCUGGUGGAAUGUUGCGGACAAUACGACCCCCAGUCUGCCAGUCUCUUCUUAGCAUUACAUCAGAGUUGUUCUGCAUCAAUGGAGUUGGAGAAGCUUCUGAAGAGAGCCCAGAUGGAUCCCUGUACUUCACGCUUGGCUGCACUGCUACAUCAGAGGAAGGCGAUGUUGGAGCGAGAAGUCAGUCUGAAUCUGUCAGUGAGCGAGAUGAUGAAAACGGUCACGCAGUCACUGGAGCAGAACUGGCAGGCUUGGAAGAAUCUAGAGGUCCAAACCAAUCAUUUGGAACUCCUCAAGGAUUUCCCACCUCACUUCAAUUUCAUUAUUCUCCAGCAUUCUCCAGACAAGUCGUUCUUGUAUGGUGCUAUUUUAGACAAACCCAAAAACACUGCCUUAGCUGGAGGCAAAAACCCCAAACAACAAGCACCACCAGCACACAGUAGAGCUAAGGUGUUUGGAGCAGAGACAAGCCCCCAGCUUCUGACAGAGCUGCUGAGUAAGUUUGAGGAGCACCAUCAGAGUGUACAGACCUUCCUUCUGAAGCAGGAGUAUCAGCGCUCCCAGGCCAUGAUGAGGCAGAAAAUGCUGGAAAAUCUAGACGAAAGUCUCAAGAAACACACACAGCAUCAUCAUGAUGAGAAAGAUCAUGAGGAGGAGGCCAGACUUCAGGAAGAAUUCAGAGGUCUCCUCAAGGACAUGGAGACUUAUCUCAAACCCCUCACUUCCCAGCUAGUGGGGCUUCUGACGCCCCAUGUAGUGACCCCCACCAGCACCAAUAAAGACAACAAGGGACAGCCUGAGGCCCCGCCCAAUGAGUACGUUAUCCUGUUAGUGGACUCCAUGUUAAUGCACAUGCCGCUAGAGGCCCUGGAGUUCCUACAGGUGGAGAACGUCACCGCCCUGUGUAGGGACUUCUCUCUGUCUGUGUUCCAUCAUAGGUUCUACAAGGACGAAGCUACAGAUUCUCAGUUACAAGGAUCUCGUAAACGUAAACCAGCUGACCGUAAAACGCCAACUAACGCCUCUCGUGCUGGAAAAAAUGUGGAGUCAGAACAACAAAAUGAGGAGAAGAAGAAACAGAAGGCUAAGAACCAAGACAACCCCCUGUCUAGAAUCCCCGGGCUCAGGGACGCCAGUAAAAAACAGGCCAAGAUUAUUCCAUUACACAGAGAUCUACAGCCUUGGCAUCACACUGUGGAUACUAUGAACUUCAGAUACAUUGUGGAUUCUCAUCUGGAUUGUGCAGAAACAGAGGUAAAUAAACCAAUAGAAAUAUUCAACAAGCUGAUGGAGGAAUAUGAACAGCAGUUUACUCCCAGAUGGUUGGGUGUACCGGGAGAUGAUCAUACACCAAGUGUAGGAGAGUGGGAGAUCUACCUGACAGACAACAGUUCCUUUAUCUUCUAUGGAAUGGAAAAAUUCAUCAACUACAUUCCACCAGCCAAACUCUCAGCCUUAAACAUUCCAGAUUGCUCAAUAAUAUAUUCACUGGAUAUGGCAGAAACAAGCAAGAGUUUCACAAGGCAGUCCAAACUGGAUGUCAGAAAGAGUGAGAAUAUUCUUUCAUUGGAGAAACCUGUUGAGACAGCCAUGUUGGUUAGUCUUACAGGAGUAAAAUGUCUGAUGUCCAAUCAAUGGCACUGUACCCUGGCAGAAAAUGCUGACAGACUUAAAGUCUCCAUGAAAGAUCUAUUAGAGGGAGGUAAGACCACUGGGGAAACGGUCCGUUUGCUUUUUGCACCUAAUCAGAGAGAACAACCAAAAACAGAGCCUGAAGAAAAGCCACCUACCCCAGAGACUGCGAAGGAGGACGGGGAAAACCAAGCGGAGGUCACUCCAGCCGAGAAGGAGCCCGAGGUAGAACAGGAACCACAGCCCAAUAGAUCAUGGUACAACAUGGUGUGCUACGGCCUGCCAAAUCUGAUGGUGGCACAGAUUUAGACACAUAAAACAUUUCUUCAGUGUGACCGUAUGAAGUUCAGUGAAAUCUACAAACCUAAAUUAAUUUUUGAAGAAAAACAUUUACAUGUAUUUGAACCUUUUGUUGAGGUCUAUUGCUGUCAGUUUAUACAAUGUACACAUAUUUGUUUUGACUGUGAUCCAUUAUCGUUUUACACUUGAAUUUCCGUCCAAAAUUCUUUAUUGCUUUUAUAUUUUA